This is a messenger RNA of Hippocampus comes (tiger tail seahorse), 2130 nucleotides long. RefSeq names its product protocadherin alpha-8-like. Gene Ontology annotation, cellular component: plasma membrane. Gene Ontology annotation, biological process: homophilic cell-cell adhesion. The transcript has a single exon. The coding region runs from base 133 to 2130 and encodes 665 amino acids. Lineage: Eukaryota; Metazoa; Chordata; Actinopteri; Syngnathiformes; Syngnathidae. The record is from RefSeq and is a predicted model, not a curated record. Gene Ontology annotation, molecular function: calcium ion binding.
ACACCAGGGGAACGUAAGCGGCAAAAGCUACAUACACGGAUAUACAUUUGUGCUUUUUUUAUAUUAUUAUUUUUUUUCAUUCCUUGUGGAUAUACCAAAGGCAAAACGGGAUUGAUGUCAAUUUGAGCGGGAAUGGCUUCUCGGGACCAAUGGGUUACCAUUGGGGGUCUGUUUUUCUCUCUGCUUUGUCUGUGCGGCUGGACUACUGCUCAAAUAUCCUAUUCCAUCUCGGAGGAGGUAGACAAAGGGACCGCGGUGGGAAAUCUCGCAAAGGAUUUAAACCUCAGUGUGCAACAACUCCUGUCCACGGGUCUGCGGAUAAACUCCGCGACGAAAAAGCGGCACUUUGACGUUAAUUUGGAAUCAGGAAUUUUGUAUGUUAGCGAGAGAAUAGACAGAGAGGAGCUGUGUCCGAAUGUGUUGAAAUGUUCUUUAAAUUUAGAAGCUGCGUUAAGUAACCCUCGCAGGCUCCACCAAAUUGAGGUUGUUAUUAAUGAUAUUAAUGACAACGCUCCGGUUUUUAAUCAAGAAAUUACAACAUUAGACAUGUCUGAAUAUUCAUUUCUCGGGGAGCGGCUUCCGAUUCCACUAGCACAUGACGCAGACAUCGGCGCAAACUCAGUGAAGACUUACAAAUUACAUCCGAAUGAAUACUUUGUUUUAGACGUGCAAAACAAUGGGGACAGCGUUUCUGCCGAAUUAUUACUGCAGAAAGCUUUAGAUCGAGAAAAGCAGGCUGUAGUUGACCUCACGCUUAUUGCAGUGGAUGGAGGAAGACCUCCCAAAUCAGGGACCACACAAAUAAAAAUAAAUGUCCUUGAUGUCAAUGACAAUUCGCCCUCGUUUAGCAAAUCGCUUUACAAGGUCCAAGUUGUUGAAAAUGCAGAUAUUGGCACCGCGUUGUUAAGACUGUCUGCUACUGAUUUAGACGAUGGCGUUAAUGGGCAGCUCACGUAUUCUUUUGCUGAGACGGGGCGUUUUAACCCUGAUGACUCGUUUGCACUGAAUGAAAAUACAGGAGAAAUCACCGUUAAAGGUGAUAUUGAUUAUGAGGCAACUCAAGCGUAUGAGAUUCGUGUCCAAGUGCGGGACAAAGGCGUUCCUCCUCGCUUGGCGCACAGCAAAGUUUUAGUGGAAGUCAUUGACGUGAAUGACAAUGCACCGGAGAUCAUUGUGUCAUCUCUCAUGAGUCCCGUGAAAGAGGGUGCUGAGGUCGGCACUGCCGUUGCCAUGGUGAUGGUCACUGAUAAGGAUGGGGGUAAAAAUGGACAAACAGAGUGUAAAAUUGUUGGAUCUGUGCCAUUCAUAUUGAAGUUCAAUUAUAAAAAGUACUACUCAUUGUUGGUUGAUGGGCCACUUGAUAGAGAGGCCACCUCCCAAUAUCUUGUAACACUUACAGCGACUGAUGAAGGAAGUCCACCUCAGUCCACUACAUACGUCAUCACCAUUCAAGUUUCCGAUGUCAAUGACAAUCCACCUCAAUUCAUGGAGCCUGUAAUUAAUGUGUACGUGAAGGAGAAUAGUCCAGUUGGAACAACUAUUCACACUUUGAUGACUACAGAUGCUGAUUUACUUGAAAAUGGAAAAGCAUCUUAUCACUUGAUAGACAGUCAUUUUAAAACAACCCACACGGCUUCAAUGAUAAACAUUAAUUCAGAAAGUGGUCAUAUAGUCAGUUUGCAGUCUUUUGACUUUGAGAAGUUAAAGACGUUUCAGUUCAAAGCUCAGGCCACAGACUCUGGUGUUCCUCCGCUCAGCAGCAACGUCACUGUAAACGUGUUUAUCUUGGAUGAGAAUGACAACAGUCCCAACAUUUUGCCUCCCUAUUCCGAGCAUGGCUCCGUGAACAGUGAAAGUAUCCCCUAUUCUGCUGAAGCGGGAUACUUUGUGGCAAAAAUCAGGGCAGUGGAUGCAGACUCCGGAUACAAUGCACUGCUCUCCUAUCACCUGUCUGAGCCCAAAGGCAACAACAACCUCUUCCGGAUCGGAACCAGCACCGGGGAGAUUCGGACCAAGAGGCGAAUGAGUGACAAUGACCUGAAAAGUCACCCCUUUAAAACUUUUUUUUUAACUCGUUUAUGCAUUGGACCUACUAUUGGGGAUCUAUUUGGAGCAUUGUUGUGUUUUUAG